This is a messenger RNA of Acaulospora morrowiae, 508 nucleotides long. Lineage: Eukaryota; Fungi; Glomeromycota; Glomeromycetes; Diversisporales; Acaulosporaceae. The record is from the annotation of a GenBank genome assembly.
AUGACUUUCACUGCUAAUGAAACUAGUAACAUCAACCUAAACUGUUUUGUUCGUGGUGGUACUGUCGAUGAUAUUUUUGUCAUAAAUAUUAACAACAAUCGGACUGUUGAGAAUCUGAAAGAUGAGAUUAGAAAUGUUCGGCAAGACUUACAUCAAAGAAACUUCAAUCUAUAUAAAGUUGAUUUUUAUCAACGUAACAAAGAUGUAGUCGAUUCUGUGAAUGACAUUGAAAAAGGUCAAGGAGAAUUUAUGGAAUCAAGUUUUGUAAAUGCUCAAGGGGAAUCAACAGAUUCGCAAAUAGAAAUUUUUUAUUACUUUCCCACUUUGUAUAUGGACAGACUCAGAAAAAAACCUUAUCCUCAAGAUGGUGAAAAAAGUCCUAUUCACAUCCUCAUAUACCACUCUGGUACUGACGACCCCCCAGAAGUAGGCCGGGUUCUACAAAGAAAUGUGGAUGCUCAACGUAAUUUUGGUAUCGAGCAAGUGCAAACGCUUAUUACACCUGAUG